AUGUUCAAUCUCGGGGGAUUCGACCCCGAGGCUUCGCGCAAGCUCCUCGACCUCUUCAGGACGGAAGAUGAGAACUCAAUCGAUUUAGCCACCUAUUAUUCGGGCCUGCCCCGUAACAUCAAAUUCUAUGACCUGAUACGCUGGGUCACCGACCCCGUCACAGGCGAUACCGGAGUCCACAUCGCUGCCGCGGCUGGAAACGUCAAGGUCCUGGAUGCCAUCACAAAAAGUUUCGGGAGAGACUGGCUCCCCAACGUCUAG
This is a messenger RNA of Colletotrichum spaethianum, 261 nucleotides long. RefSeq lists its product as uncharacterized. Lineage: Eukaryota; Fungi; Ascomycota; Sordariomycetes; Glomerellales; Glomerellaceae. The transcript has 2 exons. The coding region runs from base 1 to 261 and encodes 86 amino acids. The record is from RefSeq and is a predicted model, not a curated record.